Messenger RNA from Planococcus citri (citrus mealybug), 2782 nucleotides. RefSeq names its product metabotropic glutamate receptor 1-like. NCBI's taxonomy places the organism in Eukaryota, Metazoa, Arthropoda, Insecta, Hemiptera, Pseudococcidae. Gene Ontology annotation, molecular function: adenylate cyclase inhibiting G protein-coupled glutamate receptor activity. The coding region runs from base 184 to 2721 and encodes 845 amino acids. The transcript has 11 exons. Gene Ontology annotation, cellular component: plasma membrane. The record is from RefSeq and is a predicted model, not a curated record. Gene Ontology annotation, biological process: regulation of synaptic transmission, glutamatergic; G protein-coupled glutamate receptor signaling pathway.
ACAAACAAACAUCCUUGUACUAAUAUUAUGACGACGUAAUCGAUAAAAACCGUCAUAAAAACAUUUCUCGAUGUCCGAGACAAUGACGUGUUCGUCGGUGCAAAUUUACAGACAGGCCGGAACAUCGAGUUUAAAGUGACUAAAAUGAGUAAAUAGGCCUGAGUUAUCGCUCAUGGAAGAACCAUGUUCAUAGAGAUCGUAUUCACGUUGAUUUUACAAUUGAAUAUCGCAGCUUUCGAGCCAAGUUUGAGUGAUUUCGAUUUGAAUGUGGCGGAGAAAGUUCGAAAGGGUGUUUUUAUCGAAGGUGAUUUUAUAAUCGGUGCGUUAUUUUCGGUACACGUUGGUCCCCGACAUGAUUCCUAUCCUUUGAAAUGUGGACCAAUCAACAGCAGCGAGGGGAUUGAACUGGUUGAAGCUGCGCUUUUUGCAAUUGAUGCUAUAAACAAGGAUAAGAAGCUUUUACCAGGAAUCAAGUUGGGUAUAAAUAUCAAAGACGACUGCGAAGAUGAACGGAUAGCUUUGUAUCAAACAAUGAAUAUGAUAAAGGAGCCGAAAUUCGGCGAAGAAAUGAUAGAUUUCUCUUCUCCUAUCAAUUGCACCAAGAAGUACAGUGGAUCGCCUUUGAUAGGAAUGAUUGGCACGUUGACGAAAUUGAACAUGCUUCACUACGAGAAUCUUUUGAAAUUAUUCAAAAUACCUCAAAUUGGAUAUUCGACUUCGCUUUCAGAGCUCAUAUCACCCUAUUAUUAUUUGAGCGUUGUUCCUAGCGACUAUCAUUUAGCUCUUUUGAUAAUUAAAAUAUUAAAGAAAUUCAACUGGACAUAUGUUUCGAUGGCAUACUCAAAUGAAUACUUUGGUAUGAAUGGUAAAUACUUCUUGGAGCAAUGGGUAUCCAGUUACAACAUAUGUAUUUCGAAUAGCGUCCACAUAAGAGGUGGGAGAGAAAAUGUCGCAUAUGUGAAUACGGUUAACCAAUUGUUCCAGAGCGAUAAAGCCAAAGUGAUUGUUUGUUUUUGCGAUGAAACCAGUUUAAAAAGGAUUUUUCAUGUAAUGCGAGAAUUCGAAUUAACUGGGAAAUAUUUCAUUUUGAACAGCUACGAAUGGCCUAUUUCGGAAGAGUUUUUAAGCGAGUACCAAGCUGAAGCCGAAGGUAUGCUGAUGAUAGCCCUUCGAAACAAUUUGAUACCGGGUUUCGAUGGUUACUUUUCUAGCCUGAAAUUGAAUAGCAACGAGAGGAAUCCUUGGUUUGACGAAUAUUCUAAUUCCAAAUACAUCAACUUGAAUUCCAAUUCCACCAGUAAAAAUUCUAAAAUUCCUUACGUAAUUAAAUCCAUCUACGCUUUCGCUCAAGGGUUACAAGACAUGGUUUUGGAUAUAUGCGGAUCGAGCGGAGCAAGCUUACAAUGUUUGAGAAAGAAACCAUUCAAUACAUCGAAGUACAUGGAAUACCUAAUUGAUCUGGAUUUUCGUUUUUUCAAUGUUGAAAACGUUGAAUUUAGUUUUCACGGGUCACCUCAGAUUGGCAAAUUCGACAUUUACAAUUUCCAAAAAACGCCCAAAUCGCCCAAUUCGUCCAAGUUUGUAAAAGUAGGAUAUUACGAUUGUCAUCACUAUAACUCCAGUAAAAAUUUUUUUCACGAUUUGCACCUGUUUGAGGAUAAAAUUGAACACCUUAGGGCUGAAAAAAUAACUUCAGUAUGUUCCGAGGGAUGUUCAUUGGGGCAAAUUCAAGUGAUUGACAAGGAUCGGUUAUGUUGUUGGCAAUGCAUCGAUUGUGAAGAAACAGAAUACGUGUACAAUAAAACGAAAUGCAUCGAGUGUGAGCCAGGUUUUUUACCAAACAGCAACAAAACAGCUUGCAAAUCAGCGCCUACAAAGUACAUGGGAUGGGACGAUCCAAGAUCAUUGAUCGCAGCUGGUAUAUCCUGCGGUAUAAUCAUCUUAGCUCUAAUGACAGCCAAUAUAUUUGCACGAAAUCGACACACGGCCGUGAUCAGAUCAUCUUCGGCUUCCUUGGAUUACAUUAUGUUAUGCGGUGUGAUCAUUUUAAGCGGCUGUAACUUUACAUUGAUGAUGAAACCUAACGUCAUCGUGUGUGUUUUAGCAAAAACACUUCCCAGUGUAGGAGUAUCGCUGAUCUACAUUCCAGUUAUUUUUAAAACUCUACAAAUAUUUUACGUUUUAAAAGCGAUGAAAAAUCGCGAUCCCAAAUUUCCAUCAGUGAUUAACUCGCUGAAGGCUCAGGUGGCAAUAUCGAGUAUUAUGGUUAUCUUGGAGACUGUAAUUUUGAUAAGUUGGAUACUCAUUCAAGAGCAAACCGUUGUUGAAAGAACCAUUCGAGAUGAACCAGAGACAUCUUUACAUAUCCAUCUUAAAUGCGCUUUCAAGAAGAAACACUGGCUCGAUAUUGUAUUCAUAGCUAUGCACAUUAUCAUGAUCUAUUACGUGAUCAGAAUUAGAAAGCUUUCGCAUAAUUUUCACGAAGCUAAAUUUCUCGCCAUUUUCGCAUUCGUACAGACAUCUACUAAUGUAACAUUCCGCAUCGUGUAUAAUUCCAGCAUUUUUCAGAUCGAUUCCAUGUUUAUGGCAUUUUCUUUGGACAGCUUCGUUACAUUAUUAUUCCUAUUUUUUCCAAAAUUAUACGUUAUAAUCUGGAGACCGGAGAUAAACACGGACGAUAAUUUUAAAUCAUUUAUAGCACGAUAUUAUUCGUAUCAAUAAAUUUAUUACAUAUGUAAGAAGGUAUAGGUAGUAGUUAAUAAAGCCAGCAAUGUUUCAUGUU